This is a messenger RNA of Somion occarium, 2492 nucleotides long. NCBI's taxonomy places the organism in Eukaryota, Fungi, Basidiomycota, Agaricomycetes, Polyporales, Cerrenaceae. The record is from the annotation of a GenBank genome assembly.
AACAUGGAUGAGUGUUUGAAGCACAACAAAAUUGCAUUGCUGGACAGAAGCUCAACGUGAGCAAUGAUAAUGAAGAAUUCCCACGCAUAGCUCUGUAGUUCUAUAAUACCAACUUGCCUUUUGCCUACGUUCACCAUCGCAACUGAUCCGUGACAUACGUUUCCUGUGUUGUUCUUUGCUGUCAUUUCGCAUCGUUCAAUUAGGUCUCAUCCGUCAACGUCCACGUCAAACCCUCUCGCAGGCGAGAGCUCUCUCUGAAACCAAGAUAACCUAUAAACACUCGUACCAAUCUACCCUAAUCUCAUGCCGUUACCGGACGAACGACCCCGACAAAGCGUCGCGAAUCUGAUCGGACGGUUCGAGCAACAGACCAAACGUCAGUCGCUUACGCCCCCAAAUGGACUGAAUAUUCCGAUAGUCCCAAGGGCCCCAAGUGCGCUGUCGCAUCAUAUAGGAGAUGCGGGGAAGGAGAAUAGCAAGGAGAAGACAGAAUUGCAACCCAAAGCGAAAGUCGCAUCGGCGGAUGUACCCGAGCCGGUCAAGGACGUAGAGGAUGUAAAGCCAACCUCCCCGGUCGAUGCGCCAGUAUCCCAUCCAACCUCGUCUGAACCUAUCAUAAAGGCGGACGAUGUUGUCCCUGGUGAAAUUAUACCAGAUGAAAAGGAUGUAGCACCAUCGGCACCAGAGCCACAACCCCAAGCCACGUCUGAUCCUCCCUCGCCAGAGCGCACUCAGGCCUCUGCUAAGACCACUAUUCGUGCACCAUCUACGCCUUCAAAAUCCAGGCCCAUUCCAACGAAGGCGGCUCCCAAAUUCAGUCGAACACCUGCCAAGUCGCCUCCAUCUUCCUAUCAUACUGCACUUCCAGCAUCUACGUCCGCGCCGUCUGCGCCAUCACUCAGGGCGUCGGUCUCAAGCCCGCCUUCCAAGGCAGCUGCUCGGCCACGUCCGUCCUCGAGUGCUUCAAAUCGACCUUCGGUGACGCCUGCUCGUGCGAAGACACCGUCCAGUUCACGCCCCAAGACUCCAUCUUCGUCCACCCCAGCACGUGCCAAAAGCCCCGCUUCUACAACCAAAACACCUUCUUCGGGUUUGUUUGCGCCUACGGCUGCCUCUUUGGCGCGUGCGCGAAAUGCACCAGAACAGCCUGCGGUGCCUAUUCGUAAGCAGACGACAAGCACGACGGUUUCCGAUAGACUCAGUAAACCCACGGCCGCGAGCCUUUCCAAGGCCAGGACGCCGACCUUACUGCCUCAGCAGAAGGUAUCUACAGCUACGAAUAAGACCCUAGCUAGAAGUUCUACGCCUGCUCGUGGGACACUUGCCACAAGAGGAAGAGGCGCCGCUCCUAAGACUCGCGGAGGAGCACCCGGUGCGAAGGCGAAGGAUGCUAAAGCCACUGUUCCUACAAAGAAACCAGCAGCUUCUCCGCAAGAACCCGUGUAUCCUGCUUUAACGGACGAUCAUCCACAUGUUGCGGACGAAGAAGAACAUCAGGAAGUCGAAGUGGUCCAUGAUCAGGAGGGCUCGGCUACUACUACUGCUACGUUGGUGGAGCACCAUGAUGCUGCUGGAUCUGCCGCCGAGAUUACUCAAGAGCCCGAGCAUGAUGAGCUUGUCCUCGAGAAGGCUGAGGAGCACGUUAUUCACGACGAGCCACAUCAUGACGCUGACCUCGAGUUCCAUGAGCACGAGGCGGACGAAGUUGUUGUUGCAGAACCUGAGCCAGUCGAGGCUGAGGCCGUAGUCGAGGCUGAGCCAUCGACUGCAGAAGGAGGUGACGAGACGGACGACACCCACGUCGCCGAUCCUGUACCCUAUGUCAAACCCGCCGAUAACUUGGACGACAUCGUGAACAUGCUCGAGUCAAAGCCUCUGUUCUCUUCGGUUCAUGUUGAGAAGAAUGUGAAGGCUGCUGAAGACAUUGACGUUGCGGGCGAGAUACCUGACGAAGAAUGAAGGUAUUACUAAAUGCGAAGUUAUCUCAAUUGUACAAAGGUCUGUAUCUAAUCGGUUCGGUGUUUUCUUUUCUUUUCGCUAAUGGCUUUUCCUGAUAGCGUUCUCUGACUUGAUGAAGAACUCCUGAUAUCUCUUACACGCUGUCUUCGCUCUUUUGCAUUUUCCAAGUUGACGUAUACCCUCCCAUAUGUUAUUGCCUCGAUUGAAGUCUGUCCUUCCUCUGUGUCCGUUUUGGUUCCCUCUUACUAUGCUUGCAAUUUCGCUGCUUCUGGUUUUGAAUCUCGACCCUAUUUGUUACCCUACAUCUUGAGUCGUUCAUUAUCUUCUGUCGUAGAAACAGGCUGAUAGCAUCUUGUCAACCUGUUCUCAUCGCCGCUAGUGCCCUACACUUAAAUAGACCUGGUGUUGAUGUGCGCUUCUGAAAUCCAAUUUAUUAUCAGCUUGACAGUAGAAUUUUUGACGCCCAGCCUCUGUUCUUUCAUGCCCACUACCAUCAUCCAUUCAUUAAGACGAGUUGUCCCUUUUCAAACUUC